Closterium sp. NIES-65 is the source of this 759-nucleotide messenger RNA. NCBI's taxonomy places the organism in Eukaryota, Viridiplantae, Streptophyta, Zygnematophyceae, Desmidiales, Closteriaceae. The record is from the annotation of a GenBank genome assembly.
AUGGACGGCCCAGAUUCGCCCUGCGUCCAUUCCAUCAACGGCCGCUGGCUGCUCAAUGAACAGACGCAAAACUACACGUGGCAGCUCUACCCCUGCGCACACCCCCUCCCUCCCACUUCCCAAUGGGUCUCCGCCCUCCAAUCCCGGGGCAUUUCCGAAAUCAACUUUGUGGGGGACUCUCACGUGCGAUUCCUCUUCCACCACCUCUACUUUCUCCUCACUGGCAAGGCCAAUGCUUCCACUUUUCAGUACCAUUGGGACAUUCAGUUGGUCGUGCCGCCCCCUAGCCCGGAGCUGCAGCCUCUGAAGCUCAACUUUUAUUGGAUCGGAGGGAUGUUUGUCAACGGGUCUUUUGGCUGCAGGAAUGAGAACAUCACGUCAUUUCAAAUGCUCCAGUUCCCAAACAUCUCCACAACAGCCCAUGUGACUCUCUUAGAUGGGGGUUACUGGACAACCUUUUUCUGUGAUGAGCCUGAGAACGCCUUUGGGUACUAUCUUCCUAACUUCCUGCAGUGGUUUUACUCCAGAAUAGAAUUGAUUCAGUUGGAGCAUCAACGGCAGCAGCAGCAGCAGCAGCAGCAGCAGCAACAGCAGCAGCAGCAGCAGCAGCAGCAGCAGCAGCAGCAGCAGCAGCAGCAGCAACAGCAGCAACAGCAGCAGCUCCAGGGGCAGGUUGAAACUCAGAGGCUGCCCGACAAAGGCCCUUGGUUUCUGUACCGAACCAUCCCCCCAAAACGGCUUAACGAGUUCUUUUCGUAG